Molecule: messenger RNA, 4719 nt
Organism: Oncorhynchus tshawytscha (Chinook salmon)
Lineage: Eukaryota; Metazoa; Chordata; Actinopteri; Salmoniformes; Salmonidae
Gene: aclya
Product: ATP citrate lyase a
Exons: 28
Coding region: 305-3613 (1102 amino acids)
Biological process (GO): citrate metabolic process; fatty acid biosynthetic process; tricarboxylic acid cycle
Cellular component (GO): cytosol
Molecular function (GO): ATP citrate synthase activity
Source: RefSeq, a predicted model, not a curated record
AACAGCCAUGGGGUGGUGUGACCCAAUCGGAGAGCAGGAAUAUAUCAGCCAAGUCUAUCAUCAGAUAGGAAGAGGGGAGAAAACUGAGGAGAACCCAGAAGUGUAGUCAGUGGUCCACGCCGACAGCUAAACCACAGAUACAAGAAGGAGCAGUUAGCAGUAUCUUUAGCCAAACUGUCCCUUUCCUAGAAUUGCCGGCUGAAAUCGUUUCACAUCCGAAACGAUCCAAAUCUUCUCAACACAUAACCUGGGAGAUCUUUUCCACAUCUCUCAAGAUAUAAAGACCACUGUUCUCUGAUCUACCAUGUCAGCCAAAGCCAUCUCGGAGCAGACAGGGAAGGAGUUCCUCUAUAAGUAUAUCUGUACAUCUGCAGCUGUCCAGAACCGGUUCCGCUAUGCCAACGUGACGACUGAGACCGACUUUGACCGGCUGGCACAGGACCACCCCUGGCUGCUCACUGAGCGGCUGGUAGUGAAGCCGGACCAGCUGAUCAAGCGGCGGGGGAAGCUGGGACUGGUAGGUGUCAACCUGGAUCUGAAAGGUGUCCAAGAGUGGCUGAAGACCCGCCUCAUGAGAGAGACCAUGGUGGGAAAAGCAAAGGGGAUCCUGAAGAACUUCCUCAUCGAGCCAUUCGUAGCCCACAAGCAGGAAGAGGAGUUCUACGUGUGUAUCUACGCCACACGGGAGGGAGACUACGUGUUGUUCCACCAUGAAGGAGGGGUAGACGUGGGGGAUGUGGACGCUAAGGCCAGUAAGCUUCUGGUAGGCGUGGACGAGAAGCUGACUGAAGACGCAGUGAGGAAACAGCUCCUGACCCAUGUCGCUGCAGACAUAAAAGAGGUUCUGGCCAGCUUCAUUGUUGGACUGUUCAACCUGUAUCAAGACCUAUACUUCACCUACCUUGAGAUCAACCCACUGGUGGUCACGAAGGAUGGCGUGUUUGUGCUGGACAUGGCGGCUAAGAUCGAUGCCACGGCGGACUACCUCUGUAAGGCCAAGUGGGGCGACGUAGAGUUCCCUCCACCCUUUGGCAGGGAGGCCUACCCUGAGGAGGCCUAUAUUGCAGACCUGGAUGCCAAGAGUGGUGCCAGUCUCAAGCUCACCCUGCUCAACCCCCGUGGCAGAAUCUGGACCAUGGUGGCAGGGGGAGGGGCUUCUGUCGUCUACAGUGACACCAUCUGUGACCUGGGUGGGGUUGACGAGCUGGCCAAUUACGGGGAGUAUUCAGGAGCGCCCAGCGAACAGCAGACCUAUGACUAUGCCAAGACCAUCCUGUCCCUGAUGACCCGCGAGAAACACCCGGACGGAAAAGUCCUGAUCAUCGGAGGAAGCAUUGCAAACUUCACUAACGUUGCAGCCACAUUUAAGGGCAUUGUCAGGGCCAUCAGGGACUACCAGGGCCCCAUAAAGGAGCAUGAGAUCACCAUAUUUGUCCGCCGUGGGGGCCCCAACUAUCAGGAAGGCCUCAGGGUCAUGGGCGAAGUGGGUAAGACUACUGGCAUCCCCAUCCAUGUCUUCGGCACAGAGACUCACAUGACUGCCAUUGUCGGCAUGGCGCUGGGCCACCGACCAAUACCCAAAGAGCCUCCCGUCGCCGCCCACACCGCCAACUUCCUGCUCAACUCCAGUGCCAGUUCAUCGACCCCAGCCUCUAGCAGGACAGCCUCCUUCUCUGAGAACAAGGCUGGCCCCGGGGCCUCUGCUGCCAAGAAGGCCAAGUCAGGGGCCCCUCCAGAGCGACAGGCGUCGUCAGACAGUCCAGGAGUCAAGGCGUCAACCCUCUUCAGCAAGCAGACCAAGUCCAUCGUGUGGGGCAUGCAGACUCGGGCCGUGCAGGGCAUGCUGGACUUUGACUACACCUGCUCCAGGGAUGAGCCCUCUGUGUCUGCCAUGGUCUACCCAUUCACUGGGGACCACAAGCAGAAGUUCUACUGGGGCCAUAAGGAGAUCCUGUUGCCUGUCUAUAAGAACAUGGGCGACGCCAUGAAGAAACACCCGGAGGUGGACGUGCUCAUCAGCUUCGCCUCGCUCCGCUCUGCCUUCGACAGCACCAUGGAGACCAUGCAGUACCCGCAGAUCCACACCAUCGCCAUCAUAGCCGAGGGCAUCCCUGAAGCCCAGACCAGGAAGAUCAUUAAGAGGGCGGACGAGAAGGGUAUCACUAUCAUUGGCCCGGCAACGGUUGGAGGGAUCAAGCCUGGCUGUUUUAAGAUUGGGAACACAGGGGGCAUGCUGGAUAACAUCCUGGCCUCUAAGCUGUACAGGCCAGGCAGUGUGGCCUACGUGUCCCGCUCUGGAGGCAUGUCCAACGAGCUCAACAAUAUAAUCUCCCGCACCACCGACGGAGUCUACGAGGGUGUGGCCAUUGGAGGAGACCGAUACCCAGGCUCAAUCUACACAGACCAUGUGCUGAGGUACCAGGACACCCCAGGGGUAGAGAUGAUCGUAAUGCUGGGAGAGAUUGGCGGCACAGAGGAGUAUACGAUCUGCCAGGGCAUCAAGUCAGGCAGGAUCACCAAGCCUGUGGUGAGCUGGUGCAUCGGGACCUGUGCCACCAUGUUCUCCUCUGAGGUCCAGUUUGGUCAUGCUGGAGCGUGUGCCAACCAGGCCUCAGAGACAGCCGUGGCCAAGAACCUGGCUCUGAAGGAGGCCGGAGCCUUCGUACCCAAGAGCUUUGACGAGCUGGGAGAUGUCAUCAAAUCAGUGUAUGACGACCUCGUUGGCACAGGAGUCAUCGUUCCAGCUAUGGAGGUGCCCCCUCCCACGGUGCCAAUGGACUACUCCUGGGCCCGGGAGCUGGGUCUGAUCCGUAAGCCAGCCUCCUUUAUGACCAGUAUCUGUGAUGAGCGGGGCCAGGAGCUCAUCUACGCUGGAAUGCCCAUCACUGAGGUGUUCAAGUCAGAGAUGGGCCUGGGAGGAACCUUGGGACUCCUCUGGUUCCAGAGGAGGCUGCCCAGUUAUGCUGCCAAGUUCAUUGAGAUGUGUCUGAUGGUAACUGCUGACCAUGGUCCUGCCGUCUCCGGUGCCCACAACACCAUCGUCUGUGCCCGUGCUGGCAAAGACCUCAUCUCUAGCCUCACCUCUGGCCUGCUCACCAUCGGGGACCGGUUCGGAGGGGCCCUGGAUGCUGCAGCCAAGCAGUUCAGCAAGGCGUUUGACAGCGGCAUGUUGCCCAUGGAGUUUGUCAAUAAGAUGAAGAAGGAGGGCAACCUGAUCAUGGGCAUCGGACACAGAGUCAAGUCGAUCAACAACCCAGACAUGCGGGUGCAGAUCCUGAAGGACUUUGUGAAGAAGAACUUCCCCUCCACCCAGCUGUUGGACUACGCCAUGGAUGUAGAGAAGAUCACCACCGCCAAGAAACCCAACCUGAUCCUGAAUGUGGACGGUUUCAUCGGAGUAGCCUUUGUGGACCUGCUCAGGAACUGUGGUGGAUUUACAAGGGACGAGGCUGAUGAGUUUGUGGAGAUCGGAGCGCUGAAUGGAAUCUUUGUCCUGGGGCGAAGCAUGGGCUUCAUCGGACACUACCUGGAUCAGAAGAGGCUGAAACAGGGUCUGUACCGUCACCCUUGGGAUGACAUCUCCUACGUUCUCCCCGAACACAUGUCCAUGUAACCACGGAAACCAGGCCAUGGACCCCCCCCCCUACCCCACCAUCGCACCCUAACCUCCACCCUCACCUUUACUGUGUUCUGUCAGCCCCAAGUGGUGGGAGAACAACAAUGAGGACUGAUAUUAUUAUAGAUGUGUCUUUACAACUGUAAUAAGGACAACCCUUUUUUUAAAUUAAUAUAGUUUCAGUUGAUUUUUUAUCCGUUAGCUGAUCAAACAUGCUGCAACCCCGUUAAUAAUAGAAAGGCCUGCAAAACUGUGAAGGCGCACUCAGAUGUGUAUGAGUCUGCGAGAGAGAUCAAGCAAGCUGCAGAGAAUGAGAAAAGAGGCACAUUCAUUAGUUGACCCUUAACCCUAUAGUGUGUGAGUGCAGUUAAUGCAAUUAUCUUCCCAAGAUUACCAGUAGGGAUACAGAUGAUUGUCUUCCUAUUUACUGCUAUUACUACUACUACAGCUUCUAUACUACACCUAUGCCUACAGUGAAGUACGUUGAUGAGACUAUCUCCCACUAUGUCUCUCCAUAAACCAAGCAUGUGUCUGUGUAUCACAGACUUCCUGUGUGUCGCUGUGCAGUUCUCUUUCUUGUGUGUUGGUGCCGUAUUAAAAUCAUACGCUUUCUAUCAGGGGUGAGCCGUAGUGCAACAAUACUAGCUACUGUUUUACAGUUCUAUAGAUUAUAGCUUUAUUUAUGUAUAGAUGUUUUAACAGCCGAGUAAAUAAAUGUAAUGGAAAGUAUUAGCAUUUUGAUGUAUUGUAAAUGCCCAUGAAACAGUUGUGUUUUAAACCGUAAGAUAUGUCGCUGACCAAUCGCAUUGGGCUGUAAAUACAGUGAAAAGCUCAUCCUCUGUCCCAAACAGGACGGUGCCCAGGAUGGCAAAGGUACCAUAGAAUGCAGCAUUAUUUAACUGAAUGUUACUAGCUAGACCAGCUCCAUUGUGACCGGCUAUUUCUCGUAAGCUGUAUCUGUCCGUACCAUUUGUGUUGUCAUGUCAACACAAUUUGUUUGACCUAAUGUGAUGUGAACUGAGCGUGCCUCUGUAGAGAUGUGUCGUAAUAUAUUUUCAGAACGGUGUGACUUGCGUAUAUUAAAGAUGACCCAUUGGAACAUA